Microplitis mediator is the source of this 4978-nucleotide messenger RNA. It is a transcript of the gene PNUTS, whose product is annotated as titin homolog. NCBI's taxonomy places the organism in Eukaryota, Metazoa, Arthropoda, Insecta, Hymenoptera, Braconidae. The record is from RefSeq and is a predicted model, not a curated record. The transcript has 7 exons. Bases 475 to 4293 code for a protein of 1272 amino acids. Gene Ontology annotation, molecular function: metal ion binding.
CAAAAAGUUUUUGAAUCUAAAAACUGAUGACACAUUCGGGCGGGUAUCGGAAGUGGACUUGAUUUGACUAAAAAAAAACAGAAAAUUGAACAUCCGGAUUCCUGAGGUCUAUUUCCCGUUUGGUCGCGGCAGCUGGUGAUACGUAGUUAGAUGACAGGUUGGCGAGAGGUUACAUGGGGAUUAUUCCUUCAAGGAUCUUGUAGCAUCUCCAGCCAGCCGCCCAGACUUUUUACACAGUCUCUGAAAUAUAUUUUUAAAAAUAAUCGGGACUCUCGAUUUUAAAAACAUUACAAAUUGUGUACAAUUAUUAAAAAAAAAUAGUUUUUAUUAUAUAAUUGUCGUGGAAAUUAUCGUUUAUCCAUAAGGAAUUUAAUUUUUACAAUAUUCAUCAUGAAAAUCCACUGGAAGAUCGUCCAUUAAAAAAUCAUCAGCAAUUAGUUAGAAAAAAAUAAUUUUAUUAAGUAAAAAUUAAAGAUGCCGCGAAUAGAUCCUCUGUCGUUGCUAAAAUGCCUGGGCGUUUUAUUGGGACCUAAUGGAGGGAUCAAAGGUAAAGCGGAAGUUGACCGGUUGGCGGGUCUCAUGAUCAAAUUUUCAAAGAAACUCGUGUCCAAAUGUAUCUACAUACAAAUCCUUAAGUCUACGGAACCUGAACUUCUUAGCCAAUUUAUGACUGCUGGGGGAUGGAACCUGAUCCACAUGUGGCUGACUGAUGGAAUAGUCGCCAAAAAUUGGGCGUUGAUUCAAGAGCUUCUGGAGCUACUGCUGCUCUGUCCGGUAGAUGUAGACCGGCUGAAGAGCAACAACUGUCCCAAAUUGAUAAAGGGGCUAUCAAAGGAAGGAAGCCAUCAAGGAGUUCGUAUGCUCGCUGGUAAAUUAGUCGAGCAGUGGCUGAAACUCGUCAAAGGAGAGACAGCGCCCAAUUCAAUACCUACGCCAAUUUCCGUAGUAACCAACAAUGUUCCGACAUCGGUCGUAUCGAACACCGUACCUUCAAAUGCCUUGGCGACGUCCAAUCCAUCGUACACGUCGUCCACUGUCGCUAAUUCAUCAGCAAGCACGACUGUCGUAUCGCGACAGCAAGGAGAUAAAAUAAAAACCGAAGAGGCUCUCGACUCUGUUGAAAAUACGACUGUCAGAGUUCAAGAUCUUGCUUUAAAUAAUUCAAUUGCUCAAGACUCACAGCAGCAGCAGCAGUUCCAGCAGCAGCAAAUUCAUAUUCAACCUGUGCAAUUGCAAUUAAUAAAUAAAACAUUACCUGGACAAUUACAACCUACACAAAUAAAAAGUCAAUCAUUUGUUGUUGUUUCUAAUUCUCAAAAUCAACCGUCAGGAAUUCGUUAUAAAAUAAUAUUACGCGAUGGUAAACAGGUUCUUACUAAAGUUGAAACAGAUGCUUCUAAUAUAUCUAAUAAUUUAAAUAAUGAUAGUGAUAAUAAUGUAGAUAAUAAUAAAAUAGAUAUAAAACAAGAAAUAACUUUAAAGGAUGAUAAUAUAUCAUUUGAAAAUGGUCAGGCUUAUGAUAAUAAUGAUAAUGCUGGUGGAGUUGAGUUAGAUAGUAGUACAGGUGUUGUGAAAAAUGAGGCUGAUGUAGAUAAUAAAAAUGAAUUAGAUUCGUCAAAAGUAAAAACAGAUGAAAAUGUAAAUAAUGGUGAAAGCAAUAAUAAAUCUAGUGAUAAGGAGAAUAGAGACUCGCAAAAAAAAGAUGAUAAGUCUAGUAGUAGUAGUUCGGAUAAAAAAAGCAGCCAUCAUCAGAGUUCUUCAUCGAGAAGUAGCUCCAAACACAGCUCGAGUUCAUCUCGAUCCAGUUCACGCAAGUCUUCGUCGUCGUCUCAUCGUUCUGGCAGCAGUUCGUCUAAAAGUACAUCGAGUUCGAGCAAAUCUUCCAAAGACAAGGACCGACAUCACUCGAGCAAACACUCGAGCAGCAGCAGCAGCUCGUCAAGGAAUAAAUCCGACAAAGAGAAAGAGCGCGACAAAGAAAAGGAAAAACAGAAGAAAGAUCAAGCCGAGAAGGACAAGGCGACGCUGGAGAAGGUCCAGGGCCAGUCGUUGAACAGCAAAUUUGGUAAAAUACCCAAGAAGAAACCGGAAGAUGAAAAACCUGGUGAUCCACUCAGGAAAUCGUCAACCGAUUCCAGAGACAGCUCCAAGGAAAAUAAAGACAAGAGUGACACUAAGAAGACAUCACCUUCUAGUCCCACGAUACUGGAGAAGAAAAAUAUAUCGAUAUCAAUUGAAAAUCGUAAAAAUUCCCAGGAUUCGUCGCGUCCUAAAACCGUAAAAACUUUCAAUUCUAAAUUUAGAUCAACAGGUCUUGAGGAAGAAGUAAAACCACCGCCACCGCGAACUGCUGGUAAAAAACCAUCAGCAACAGCGACAGCAACCGGGACAGAUAAAAAAAUAGUACCUCCCAAAUUACCAGUAAAACGUUCGUCGCCGAUACGCGAAACUGGUGCGUCUGCUGAGAAAAAAGCUAAAGUGUCAUUAGAACCACCAGCUGUUUCACCAUCCGAGGACAAGAAAGGGGCCAUUAAACUUAUUGCACCUAAACCUAAACCGAUGGUACUGCAAGAGAGCGAUAUGUUCAUGGACGCAUUGACUGCGUCGACGAAGAACAAAGAGCCGAGGAAACGUAAACGCAGGACAUCGGUAUCCAAGGACGGCAGUAAUGACACCAAGAAGUCUGAUAGUAAUAAUUCGGUAUCAGGGGACCAUGGGGCGAGAGACACUACGCCACCGCCUACGUCACCGACUCAUGCUGGUGAUAGAUCACCGGUAUCCAUGAAGCCGGAAUUUAAGUUUUAUCAAGACACACUUGAGACUGAUGAAGAUAAGGAAGACAAGGAGCGGGCGCAGAAUGACAAAGAUGACGAUUCACCAGAUGAGAAGGCCAAUAAUAAAGACCGUAUGAAUGAUGAAGAUGAUGAGCGAAGCAGGACGCCGACUUGCGAUGAUGAUUCGGAAGAAACAAAAGCACCGGCUUCGCCUGACGAUCCCGAAGAUUCGGGGAGAGCCCCAACUCCUAAUGAAGACAUUCGUUAUGUUGACGGACUGAGAAGUGUUUUGCUUCUGCAGAAACGCAAAGGGCCCAAAAAGUCACUCAAGUGGAAGACGGACUUGGAGUCUGUAAGAUACUUUGAGUUGGACGAGACUGAACGAGUGAAUGUCACCAAGACAUUCACUGACAUGAAGCAAAUGGAAAAAAUGAACGAACGGGAGGCGUUCCAGAUGGCGAGAAAAUUAAGUACGGAAGAUACGAUGGAAGAAAAAACGCGGUGGAAGGCUUUGGUACCGAUAGAUUUACCUCCGCCGUUGGUUGAACCUGGCAAGGACAGUAAAGAGAAAGACAUUCAGUAUGCGCGAGAAAAAGGAAUUCUUCAAGCGCUUUACUUCAAUCGUAGUAUGAUUCCAGAUUCUCCAUCUGAGCCUGAUGAAGAACGUCAUCAUAUUUAUACAGAGCCUAGAAUAAUUCCACUAGAUGAUAUAUCAGAGAAUGCUAGCAAGGAUAGUGACAAAGAUUUCACAUCAGUGCCAUGGCCAGAGCCUAAACCCCAAUUACCAAUGACGACACCGGUGGUUCCAAAUGUUCAUUUCCCACCGUUCCAACCCCACAAUCAAGUGAUGCCGGUAAUGCAAAUGCCCAAUAAUUCACUGGGACCGCUGAAUAUUCCCCAGCAGAUUCCACCUCCUAUGCUACAAGCGCCAAUGAAUCACAUGGCGCCGAUCCAAGAAGUUCCAGGAGCCGGUGGUUGGAGAACAGGCGACGGCAAAGUUGUCGUACCAGACGUCGCCAUGAACAACAUGCCGAACAUGCCGGGUAAUAUGAACCCCAACUAUCCACCCCCUGGUAUGGAUCCAUCAAUGUUGCCGCCCAACAUGCCACCAAACCUGAUGCCACCACCAGGAAUGUUCAAUCAGCAAGACGGUUACCCCAACAUGAUGCCCGAAGACGGUUCCUUCGGACACAUGCCCAAUAACUUCCAAGGCCCAGGAAUGUUCGGACCCGGUCCAGGUCCUGGUCCGGGACCCAACUUCCCCAACGGACCUCCACCACGGGGUGUCGGUCCCAUGCACAAUCGCGGCAGAGGCGGACCUCCAGGGCCUCCUGGUUGGUUCCGCGGAGGUGGGAAUCCAGGUGUCGGACCAAUGCGCGGUGGUUGGGGUGGUCGUGGCGGUUGGCGUGGCAACGGCAAGCAACCACCAGUCUGCCGGCAGUUUACCAAAAAUGGUUACUGUCGCAUAGGUGAUAAAUGCCAAUAUUUACAUCCAGGUGUUAAUUGCCCACCCUUCUGAAGAGAAGUUACUUGUUAAUAGCCAACGUAAUCAAUGGAUCAAAUUAUAAAUUCACGCGAUCAACUGAUAACUUUUAAGUGCGCCGAGAAAACUGUAAUUAGUAAAAGAUCUUCCAAAGCAAUGAUGGUAUGAAACCAUCCAGACAUUGGCAUCAUCAGUUUUCUCGUUGAAUCAACGCUUGAUUGGAGAGUCAGUCUUCUUUCAUUCGUCUUCCCAACAUCACAUCAUACUUUUCUACAUCCAGUUGAGUGUUUUGUAUUGAUCCUCUUGAUACACCAGUCACUGCCGUGCAAUUAUUGUGGAUAAACUUUUUAAAAAUGCAUUACCUGUGAUAGAUCGUCACUAGAUCCGUUAUUUGUUAUCAUUUAUAUAUCAACAAAAAUUAUUAUUAUUAUUAUAUUGAGGGACUAAUGCGUCUUUAAGGUAUUCGCGGUCAUAUAAAUUUAAAUUUUCAUGACUACUGUACAUUUUUGUAAAUAAUGUAUCAUUUUUUUGUAUAAAAAGAAUCAACUUAGGAUUUAAUUCCUAUUUAAAUAUUUAUCCUACGUCUUUUAAUUAAGCAGUUAUAAAUAUUUAUAAUUAAUAAUUAACGAUUAAUAAUAAUAAUAAUAAUAUAAUAAUUAAAUUAAAAGCAAGGCUUGUAAAAAGUGAAAUGAACAAAAACUAAUCUCGUAUAUUCUGAUUA